CUCUCGACCUCCUGAGCCCGACUCACGGUAUCUGCAUAGGACAUCAGCCCAUGACUUCCCACCAGUUCACGGAUCUUCUGGUUGAGCCCCUUGAGAAACUUACGGGCCUUCUUGGCAUCGGUGUUCACUGCGUCGCCCGCAGAAAGGCACAUGCGGGUGAAGGUACGGAUAUACUCAUCCACCGUGGAGCUGCCCUGCUGCAAGUGGUAAAACUCAUGCUCCAUUCUGUCCCAAAAACUCUGGGGAAGGAACUUGCUACGCACCAUCAUCUUCAUUUAUUCCCAAGAGAGUGUAUGGAGCUCCGCCUCUGGCCUCCGAGCCCAGUGUUCAAUCCACCAGUCGGAAGCAUCCUCCUUCAUCUGGUAAGCUGCAAGGGAUACCCGCUGACGGUCAAGGAGGGGAAGUACAGCGAAGAUCUUGUCCAGUUCUUUAAUCCACUCCAGCACCGCUGUGGGGUUCUCAGUCCCCGCAAAGGUUGGUGCAUUCAUCCUCUGAAACUGAAUGAUAAGCUGAGUAAGAUCCAUGGCCGGAGGGGCCUG
Striga hermonthica is the source of this 539-nucleotide messenger RNA. NCBI's taxonomy places the organism in Eukaryota, Viridiplantae, Streptophyta, Magnoliopsida, Lamiales, Orobanchaceae. The record is from the annotation of a GenBank genome assembly.